This is a messenger RNA of Medicago truncatula (barrel medic), 1295 nucleotides long. RefSeq lists its product as uncharacterized. Lineage: Eukaryota; Viridiplantae; Streptophyta; Magnoliopsida; Fabales; Fabaceae. The record is from RefSeq and is a predicted model, not a curated record. Bases 110 to 1102 code for a protein of 330 amino acids. The transcript has 2 exons.
ACGAAGCUCAGUUUGGGUUUGGAGGGAGGGUUUUAUGAUAAAGUCGGAAACAACAACAAUGGCAAUUUAUCUCAAUUUCUAAACCAAAGACAAAACUGUAACCACAACCAUGUCCACCACAAUUCCAUCCCUCCUCACCUUCAAAUCCAAACUUUCAUUCUCACUCCCCUUCCCACGCCACCACCAACAAUUCCCAACAACCACCACAAAAUCCCAACCUUUUAACCCUCAAUUCACUCCUAACCUUAUUGGGUUUUCCCCCAAACCAUUCAGAUUUGCUCCGGUGAAGCGUUUUGCCACAAAUAACGAUGAAGCUGAGAAGGAGCCUAGUACUAUGCCGGGAAGGUUUAAGGAUUAUAUUAAACAAGCUCCUGAAUCUCCUUUCAAGUGGCCCAUGUUUGUAGCACUGGCUUUUCUCAUCUAUGCAUGGAGAGCUGUUCUAUUUGAACUGUCAAACUGGAAGAACGCUGCAUUUGGAAUAGUUCGAUUCGUAGGUAUUGUCUUGAAAUAUGCUUUUGCAUUAGUCUAUCGAUUCAUAGGAAAUCCGAUCACUUUUACAAUCGGAUCCAUUGAGGAUUUGAUUUACGGCGUUCAGGCUUUUUACUCUUGGAUAAUUACCAGUGCCCCUGUACCAGACUUGACCCUCGUUAUCGUCCUGGCAUCAGUUGUUUUAGCUGUUGCCGAAACUAUUAAUCCAAAUUGUAUCAGCGAUCAACCUUAUGUUCUGACCGUAACUGGUCUUAUUGGCUAUGCCGCUGUUAGAGGAGUUAUUUCUGAACCACUGUUCUGGACCCUUCUGGUUGGGAUCUAUGGCUUUUCAAAAUUUAUGAAACGGAGAGACGAUGUUUCAUCUGCAAUGCCUGUUGCAGCAGUACUUGCUGCUGUUGGAGAGCCUUGGGUUAGAUUUGUGGUGAUUGUCUCAUACACAGCCUUGGCUAUUUAUCAGCAUUCAAAAAUGAUUUCAGAAGGGAAAGAAGUUGAAGAGAUUGAACCACAUAGGAGGAAGCUUCCAGUUCCUCUUUUUCUUGCAGCUUUAGCAAUUGGCUUACGAGUUGCUGCUAACUGGGCCGGGUAUCGGCACUUGACAUGGAUGGUAGUAUGACUGCUGAUAGGUAAUUAAUCUGAGUAUGAAGAAGAUUGAGGUUUGGUGGUCUGUAAAGUUUUGAGGAAGGACAUGACUAGAUAGCUAUUUUGUUGCAAUUGUUGUAAUUGUUGUUUUUUUUUUAUCACAAGGCUGUACCUUUUCAUCCAAGCUUGUUAUUUGAGCAAUUUUGAUAUUCGAACAGUGCACUCCA